Messenger RNA from Hyaloscypha bicolor E, 1202 nucleotides. RefSeq lists its product as uncharacterized. The transcript is spliced from 2 exons. NCBI's taxonomy places the organism in Eukaryota, Fungi, Ascomycota, Leotiomycetes, Helotiales, Hyaloscyphaceae. Bases 148 to 1122 code for a protein of 324 amino acids. The record is from RefSeq and is a predicted model, not a curated record.
GCUCAAAACGGCUAGUCUGUACUGUAGCAGACUCCGCGCCAAAAUCUAUUCUUAGAUCCCGUUUUGUCUACAAGUAUCAUCUUCCCCGCACUCACUCACGUUUAUAAAAGCAUCGAAAGCAGAGUUUUGAUAUUUACCCACAACCAAAUGAAACGAAAGGCAGCAUUUGUGGAAGAAGAGGGUUUGGAGACUGGCGAAGCUGUACUAGGCACCGAAAGCAGUGCUUCGAUUUUCCUACCGCCUGGACAGAGCAGCGAGCGGAGGAAGACGUGGAGGAGGAGCGGCUCGGAUUUUGUCAGCGAUUUAGAGUCCACGCACCUCGGUACCGUCCUCAAUGUCGUUGAGCAAUCGAAGAACGAAGGGGGGUUGUUGACCGUUGUCGCCGGGGAGCACGAGGACAAUGCCGAGGUUUGGGAAGAGUGCAAAAAUGCCGGGACAAAGUUUCGAUUGUUUGCGCUGAAAGAUUCCAUAAUCAAUGGCGAGACUAAAACCUACGUUGUUCGGGAGAUUUUGCUCUCGAAGGAAGGUGGUGACCUUGAUCGUGAGAAUCCGAACAUUAUUAUCGGUCAACGCAAAUUUUCACCAAAUGGCCGCAUCCGCCUCGAAGCGCAUCGACUGUUUUUCCGCGGACGCCCUGAUAUCGAUCGUCCGUAUAUCUUCCCCAAACUUGGGGACGAGAUUCCCGGCGUCGGAUGCCCGGAUCUGCAUUGCACGUUUCGUGCCAUCCGCGAUUGGGAGACGGUUGUCAAGUGUGCGGAUUUCGCAGGCUGUGAUCGUAACGUUACAGUCGAAAUUUCUGCAAAUGAUGCAAGGAGUGGCAAAGUGAUUGUAUUUGACAUUGAACGGGAUGAACUGGUGCCGUUGGCUGCGAAGCCUACUGUGGGUGUGAUGAUCUCCUGUGCAGAUUUUGAGCCCCUUUACAAACGUUUGGAUUCGUCAGUGGAGGGCAAUGAAAAGGUAUAUUUGAGCCCAUCGUCGAAGAAGAGGAGAAUGGGUGAUAGAGAGGAUGAUGAGGCAAACACAGCGACGACCAUUGAACUGAAGCUUAUCGGAAUGGGCCCUCAAAUCGAGAACCACCGUUUGAGAGCGGAUUUGAAUAUCAAUUUAGUGUUGAAACAUUGAAAUAGCAAUUCGGUAUUUCUCUGAUGUUUUUAUAAUAUGGGUACCAUUUAUUUCAUUGCAGAUCAGUUGAGAGCACCAAG